AUGAGACUUAUCGUGACAUGCAUGCGACUAUCAUUGGGAUGUCCAAGGAAUACGUUGCUUUUAUUGCUCUCCUCCAUGGUUAAGCGCCGCCUCCAACGGAGGGAUCCCAGUGUUAACGCUACUAGGGCGCUGCGAGCGGAAGGAGAUUUGAUCUCAUUUCAUGGUGCUGAUAACUGGUUCAUGGAUGAGACACGCACAGAAAGAUUAAGCAGUGAUGGUGCUGGGGUACUGAAUAAGGUUAACCACAGGCUAGCAGCAAACCCCCUUGGGGGCCGUCAGCUUUUCCCAAGAGCCUGGAAUUGCUUAGCGUGCAAAGGAAGCAGUGUUUUUGGCGCGCUUCAAAGUGAGAAUUCCAUUGUCCUCCAUUACCUUGUCAAGGGGAUUUUUAACAACCGUUGCAUGGUUCGUAUUCCACAGUCGCCAUUUUCGACCUCUGUACAUGCCGAUCCAACUAUCCAACAUGGAGACUACAUUCAAAACUGUCUUCGCACUCUUUAUUACCUUGUCGCUUGUUUUAUCGAGUCCCAACACCAGGCCGAUAAUCUUGCCUGCAACUCGAACUCUCAGCGCAAAAUCAAGACUACCGUAGUAGGUUGCUGCGGCAGCCUAAUCGAAUAUUCUUGCUAUCGCAGCAACGCCUUCGUCACAGCGGUGGAAUUGAAAAAGCAAUGUGACACAGCGGAUCGCAUCCGUCGUCUCACCCUCGCAGAAGAUUACAAUGAUCGUUGCAUGUGCAAUGCAGAGACACAGAGAUGCGAGAAGAGAGAGCCCAUAGCAAUGAGUUUGCAGCGUGCUGAGGCGCUGUACAAUUUCUUGCAUCGUUGUGAGGGAAACAGAUUAGAUAUGGUCAGGUACUAA
This is a messenger RNA of Lindgomyces ingoldianus, 858 nucleotides long. RefSeq lists its product as uncharacterized. The record is from RefSeq and is a predicted model, not a curated record. The transcript is spliced from 8 exons. Bases 1 to 858 code for a protein of 285 amino acids. Lineage: Eukaryota; Fungi; Ascomycota; Dothideomycetes; Pleosporales; Lindgomycetaceae.